AUGGCUAGUAAACAGCGUAAAAGUGUACAGAAAAAAGCCCGUCGAAAGGUACAACGUGGCGUUGUACAUAUUUUAGCCACGUUCAAUAAUACUUUAGUUACAAUUAGUGACCGUUCUGGAAUGGUGAUUGCUUCAUCAUCUUCUGGUGCUUGUGGAUUCCGUGGUGCUCGUAAAGGAACACCAUUUGCUGCACAAACAGCAGCGGAAGAAGCUGCACGUAAGUCACUUGACUAUGGUUUAAAAUAUGUUGAUGUAAUGGUAAAAGGACCAGGCGCAGGACGCGAAAUGGCAAUCCGUGCACUUCAACAACUUGGGUUAGGUAUUACCUUAAUUCGUGAUGUAACACCGUUACCUCACAAUGGUUGCCGUCCACCAAAGAAACGUCGUGUAUAA
This is a messenger RNA of Micromonas commoda, 393 nucleotides long. Lineage: Eukaryota; Viridiplantae; Chlorophyta; Mamiellophyceae; Mamiellales; Mamiellaceae. The record is from the annotation of a RefSeq genome assembly.